AUGGGGACUGAUCUGCGGGCCUAUCAGGCAUCACUGCGCAAAGCGGUAAGCCUGUCGGGAAUCGGGGUGCAUACGGGCGCGGAAGUGUCGAUCACGCUGCAUCCGGCCGAGCCCAAUACCGGCGUCGUCUUCCGGCGCAUUCUCGAUGACGGCUCAAAGGUCGAUCUUCCCGCAGUGGUUUCGCAGGUCGGCGCCACCGAUCUGUGCACCAUGCUCGGCGACCCCGCCGGCGUCCACGUUUCCACCAUCGAACACAUCAUGGCCGCCUUCUCGGCGCUGGGGCUCGACAAUGUGAUCGUCGAGAUCGACGCGUCGGAGGUGCCGAUCAUGGACGGCAGCGCGCGUAUCUUCAUUGCCGCGAUCGAGGAAGCGGGCAUCGAGCACCAUCUGGUCAAGCGCCGCUAUAUCCGCGUCAAGAAGACCGUGCGUGUCGAGCAUGGCGGUUCCUGGGCCGAGUUCCGCCCGCAUGAGGGCACGCGCUACGAGAUCGUCAUCGAUUUCGAAAGCAAGGCGAUCGGGCGGCAGGAAUUCCGCGACGAGAUCGACGGUGACGUUUUCUGCGCCGAGCUGGCCGAUGCGCGCACCUUCGGCUUCAUGAAGGACGUCGAGCGGCUCUGGGCCUCGGGCCAUGCGCUCGGAUCGUCGCUGGGCAAUUCUGUCGUCAUCGGCGAUGAUCAUACGAUCGUCAAUUGCGAAGGCCUGCGCUAUGCCGACGAGUUCGUGCGGCACAAGACGCUCGAUGCGGUCGGCGAUCUGGCGCUCGCCGGCGCCAAUUUCAUCGGCUGUUUUUCGUCCUAUCGCGGCGGCCACCGGCUGAACGCGAUCGCGCUGCGCGCGCUGCUGGCCGAUCCGGCCGCUUACGAGAUCGUCGAAACCCCGGUGCCGCACGCCAUCGUCUAUGCCGGCGAUCUGGUCGCCGUGACCGGCCAGGUCUACGCGCCUUGGGCGGUUUGA
Effrenium voratum is the source of this 954-nucleotide messenger RNA. The record is from the annotation of a GenBank genome assembly. Lineage: Eukaryota; Dinophyceae; Suessiales; Symbiodiniaceae.